UGAUGGCCGCUUUCAGAGCGGCAGUUCAUGCAGUUUCCAAGCUCAUCGUCGGCAUGGUGGCUCUUUAAGUUUGCAUCUGCCUCAUGGAGGAACGGCGCGUGGAACUAUUGACGCUUUGAUCGAACGAGGAGGACCUAACGUUAAAGUGUGCUUGGUGAUUCCUGGAGUUUCGGUAGUGCUUCAUCUCAGAGAAUGGAUACUCCGGCUAAAGUGCUGUCGAAAGCGCAGCAGCGCAAGAGUCUUUCUUCCUCUAGAAAGAAGCGGAAAGUCUUGCGCCCUACUCUUCUCAAUCCGUAUAGGAUAGCAUGGCCAAAGCUGAACCAGGAGGGAAAGGAGGAGUUGCUUGCAGCUCUCCAACUAAGCCUGGAAGGGCUGAGUGCUCUGGAAUCAAGUCAUGAUAGGAGCUAUAAGAAGAAGUACCUCAAACUCUACAUGGAGACAAAGCAGCAAGUUUGGAAAGAGAAGGGACAGGAAAGGGCAGAGAAGAAGAGGGAGGGGCAGAAAGCUCUACAUAGGGAAGUUCGUUCCCGAUUACAGGCAUGGCAAAGGGAGCUGAAACAGGAGACUGUGGAGCAACAGGUCACAAGGUGUGGACUCAGCAUAAAUGUCCUUCGGGAAAAGAGGUUCAUGAUGGUCAUAGGAGUGAAUGCUGUGAUGAGGGCGAUUGAGAGGGACAGACUUGCUGGAGUGAUAGUGGAUGGAUCGCCAACUUGUGCUCCAUUGGUGACCCCAAUUGUCCCACUUUGUCUCUCCAGGAAGAUUCCAGCAAUUGCUCUCCCAUCACUGUCCCAUGUCAUGGCAUCAUCCAUCCACGUUGGAUCAUGCACUGCUCUUGGACUGAAGAGAGGAGUUGAAAAACAGGGAUCCCCUCUUCAUGCACUCUAUGAGGCAGUGUCCAAAUGCUUCAAACAACAGGAUCUCGAUCCUGGCUAUGCCAUAUCAUUUGUGUCACCACGGGUGAACGAGGGACACGAGACGGAGGCUUCUGGGAUCUCUGAAAAGGAUGAAAGCCAACCAACAUCAGAUGGGGAACGUCUUGAUCACCUUGUGAAAAACAGAGACUCUGUUAACCAGGAGGAGUCAAAGGGGUUUGCUUACCUCCAUCGAGGGGAUUCCAAGCAGAGAGUCUUUGUUCCCCGGGAAAGUGUUUUUGUGCUGGGGGCUCCCACCUCCUCCUGUUUAAAAAGCUCAGAAAAAUCCAAGGAAAGCCUCAACUCAACUAAAGGUGUUUCAAUAGAGUUCAGGUCUCCAACUGUUGUCAAUGUUGAGUCUGGGCCCAAAGUGAAAAUAUCAAAGAAAUGACUGCCCU
Molecule: messenger RNA, 1309 nt
Organism: Darwinula stevensoni
Lineage: Eukaryota; Metazoa; Arthropoda; Ostracoda; Podocopida; Darwinulidae
Source: the annotation of a GenBank genome assembly